AUGCAUGCCAGUAAUUCUCCCCCGAGUACACCUUCUGCGGCAUCCAACUACAAAGCUACGAGGAUGACCCAGUCUCGCCCGCCAGUGCGCGAAACUUUUCUGGACGAAUAUAACGCUGGUGAUAACACAAAUAACGGCAUGGACUCUGGUGAUGAGCGAGAUCCCCAUGAUUUAUCUUUGUCACCCAAACAUGCCGCUCGCACUUCUAUCGUUGAUAAUAUGCUUCUGUCGCUGGAUCAGUUUGCAUCCUCCAAUGCCUCCAUACUGGAUGACUACCGUCUGUUCAACUCCGUUUUUGAGUCAGACCUAUAUGGCCGUUGUUCGCCAGAUUCUCUAACCCAACGUCGUUAUCGCGGGCAUACCUUUUCAUCGUCUAUGUCAUCAGAACCAGACUACAACCCUGAUGAUGCAGCUGGUCGAUACGGGACUCAACAGGGGAGGGCACGUCGGAGUACUAGCAGCUCGAAUUACAAUUCCAACCUUAAAAGAUUUGGUAGUGCCCGCAGCCCAGAAGGUCCAAGCUCGCGCGGACAAUCAUACGAUUACCGCUCCAACUCAGGAGGUGGCACCUCUGGGGUUCGCGGAACUAGACAAGGCAGCAAAGGGAGCUCCUCUUUACACAUGGAUUUUGGCCCACCCCUUUCAGGAAACAAUCGGGCAGACCUGGCUACUGAGCGACGUUCCGCAAGCUUUGACUUCGGCACUCGACAGCCGAUCAUUCCGUUUACGGGCACAACAGUUGAUUAUGAUCCAGUAUCAUUCGACGGAGCCGACGCGGCCCCUACACCGAGUAUUCCAGGUGGACCAAGGAAGCAUCAAGUUUCAUCGCAAGGUGAAUAUCCCGGAACUUUGGGUCCUCAGUCUUCGCGCACGCCGGUAGCUUCUCGACGGAACAGUGUGAAGUCGGCACGGACGAAAGGUACUGCAGCCAUGAGCGGCCGUGACAAUGAUUUGGCCCAACUCGGUGCGCCUGUUUUGGAACCUCCCCCGGCUAUACCGGUAGCAUCGUUUGAUCCGCCGGCCCCAAGUCCUACUAUAUCAUUCAACAAGCCUAUGUGUCCACCGCCCUCUGACCCAAUUCCGACCAAGGAACGUCCGGGCUUCUUCCGGCGCGUCUUUGGAUCAUCCAAAAGCUCUACAAGUGGUCCAGAAAACAAUCAGGUUGAUCUUGUAUUUUCGCAAGAUAACGAUACACGGGAUUUCAAUGGUUCCACAGCAAAUCUCAAGGACCGGCGGCAGCCAUCGAAGAGUAGCACGGCGGGUACCACCACAGUCCGUCAAGGGGCCCAUCAAGUGGUGAACAAGAAAUCUUCAUUCUUCCGCCGACGGAAGAGAUCGGUAACUGAGAACGUUCCGCCUCCUGUUCUAAUCCCCCCAGAGUCUGGCUCAAGGCCACAUGAAAUCAUGAAGCCACAACCUAGCCCCGAAAACAAAGGAGUUGAUUCACCUGCAGAGAAACCAAAGGAAAGUUUUCAUGCUGCAAGUAGAGAGCCGAGACCCAAAUACAGCCUUUACCCCGCCGCUUCCUCCAGUGCACGUGAUACAUCGAUUCCGGGAAGCAAGAUCGGAGACGAGGAUAUUCCAAAAGUCAAUCCAAUGGAUUCUACAUCUUCAGCCAGGCCAGAACAGCUGGCUCCUAGGGAUGGCAUUGGUUUACGCGACAGUGGGCCGGAAUCGGAGAGUGAUCGCACUGGUGGUGUCCGGAACAAGUUGACGCCACAAGACCUCAGUGUUCCAUCACUAUCACCUGUUGUUGAGCGUUUGAGUGUGUCGCCUGUAGAACAUCCCGAGGAAACACGUACGAUCAAUCCAGGAGAAUCGGAAGAAGUUGAGUAUCAGAGCGGACCCAGGCUUCACGGCCGCGAGGAUGAAUCCAUCCAAAAAUCUCCUCCAGUGGAUACCAAUGGCUCAUUGAAAGUAUCGACAUCCAAUAUCUCGAAUUAUUACACUGCUUCCAGCACACCCGUGGUUUCUCCUGCGGAAUCAAAGUCCGUUGAGAUAUCGGAAAGCAAAGUUGAUUGCGCUGAUGAGGUCCCGGGUGAUGAACCAGGAGACCCAGAAAAAGAACAGGCUCAAAAGCUCUACGACAGUCAGGAUCAAGUUGUGGGAAAUGAGCCAGCUGCUGCAUGGCUCGGUGACCCGGACCGCGCUACGAUUCGCAAAGCAUACAUGGAGUUUUUUGAUUGGUCUAAUAUGAAUAUUUUGGCAGCACUCCGAAGUCUAUGUACCCGACUUAUAUUAAAGGGAGAGACACAGCAGGUUGAUCGAGUUCUAGAUGCCUUUUCCGUACGAUGGUGCGAGUGCAACCCUAACCAUGGGUUCAAAGCUUCAGAUGUUGUGCACACUAUAUGCUACUCUCUUCUUCUGUUGAACACCGACCUUCACCUUGCGGAUAUUGAACAGAAGAUGACAAAAGGCCAAUUUGUUCGGAACACUAUGCCCACUAUACAUCGUGUGGCGUUUGACGCGGCCCCGGAUGGGUUUGAAUCACUUCAUGUCGCUCACAAUAAAUCGAAAGUGUUGGCCCGAGAAUCUCUGACAUCGCCUAUGGAUGAGUCCGAUCAUGGGGUCAUGGCCGCUGAUAAACCCACAAAUGCGCCAGCGAAGCUCGUGAAUCGACUCUCUCGAACUGAUCUCUCCGUCAAAUUGUCAGGUGAUCCUGAAACCAACACAGGGCCGUUGGUCAAUGUGCCAUUCAGUGGAACCGACAAAGCCUGGGGCCAGCAAGUCGAAACCGUCCUUAGGGACUUUUACACGUCGAUUCAGAAGCAGAGACUCCCACUCCACGGUGCUCAAGUAGAGAGGGAGGCGUCUCGAACUUCAUCGAACCAUUUACUGUCUCCUAAUCCGGGUGGUUUACGCAGAAGCCCCAGCACCGUGAGCAGGAGCGGCUCCGACAUCUACCCACGGGGCCGCUCAGCCGACUCCCGCUACGGCGCCGCGCGCUGGUCUUCCAAAAACCGGUCACGGGCGAGAUUAUACCCUCCUUCCGUCAUGGGUUCCAGCCGAACCAGCCUGGAGGAGCAGUCAUCUUUCUGGAGCCCGUCUGCCUCCAGUACUUGGAGUAAGCAAUCUUUGGGCAAGUUAACAUCUGCUUCGGUAGACUCAUUCGGAUCAGACUACAUGCGUGGUGACUAUCAGCAAUCUAUUGGAUUCGCUAGUGCACUGAGCCAAGCGAUAAUCCGGGAGGACUCUGCUUAUUCUAUCGCAAGCACUGAGGAGAUUGAGGGAACCAUACCACUUCUGGAAGACGAGACUCUUCAACUUGCUGGUGCUCCUUGGGCCAAAGAAGGGAGCCUAAAGCAUAAGCAACACUUAGAUUCUGCUGAUAAAAGGGCUAAGGACCGAAAUUGGAACGAAUGCUUCGCUGUGAUACAACAGGGUUGGAUGCGUCUGUUUUCAUUCAAUUCAUCGACGAAGUCCGUUCGGCAUAAGUCGAAAACUCACUCACAAGGCGGAGUGGUGGUGGGGGGAGGAAACUGGACAGAGAACGCCGAGGAGAUAAGGAAGUUUCUCCUACGUCAAACCCUUGCAAGCGUACUUCCAUCCCCCGGGUACUCUAAGUCCCGCCCGCACGUCUGGGCUUUAAGUCUACCUAAUGGCGCAGUACACCUUUUCCAGGCUGGCACCCCAGAGAUUGUCCAUGAAUUCGUCUCUACGGCGAAUUACUGGAGUGCAAGGUUGUCCAAGGAGCCUUUGGUUGGUGGCGUUAGCAAUAUGGAAUACGGCUGGAGUGAUGCAGUCAUCAAUAGUGCCUUGAUAACGGCGGAGAAUAACAACAACAAGUCGCCGCCAUCUUCGUCUGGGGCACGACCUAGCAUUCAAAGUUCCAUCCGGAGCUCUAUUGACCAGCAGGGUGGCGUACGCCCCAGGCUUCCGGCCGAUCGAGUACAUAUCAGCGACUGGGCUCCGCCUCAACAGAGUAUGGUCGCUUCAAAUUUACCUGAAGCUGACCAGCUGAAUGCUUUGCGGACGUACGUCAAGAAUGUUGAGGAUGAACUACAGCGACAUAAUGAACUCCGACCGGCCAUGGUCCUGGCCUUUUCUCCCCGACAUCCAAAUGCCACGAAGUCGAUGGCCAACUGGGAGCGUAAAUCAUCUUACUUGCUGCGAGAAAAUGUGAAAUUUCGCACAUAUAUUGAGACUCUGCAAAGGGCACUUGACCUUAAAAACAAAAUAUAUGCUUCCCGCGAGGAGAGCUCACCCUCCAGAUAA
This is a messenger RNA of Aspergillus nomiae NRRL 13137, 4215 nucleotides long. Its product is annotated as Sec7 domain protein. Gene Ontology annotation, biological process: regulation of ARF protein signal transduction. The record is from RefSeq and is a predicted model, not a curated record. The coding region runs from base 1 to 4215 and encodes 1404 amino acids. Gene Ontology annotation, molecular function: guanyl-nucleotide exchange factor activity. The transcript is spliced from 3 exons. Lineage: Eukaryota; Fungi; Ascomycota; Eurotiomycetes; Eurotiales; Aspergillaceae.